CCGACAGUACCUCAGUAGUCAGCUUGAAGCGAAAAGAUGAGUCCGCGUUCUCAAAACAGGAGAAAGUUUCUGCUGUUGGCCGUGGUGGCGGCGAUUGUGGGACUGGUCAUUGGUCUGCUUAUAGGGAGGUUUGGUAUACGCUCGGACAACGACGAUUAUAAGAUCACGGGAAUAUCCGAAACAUUCGUGCAAGAUGCAGACCCAUAUAUAUCUGCUGAGAUCAUGGACAAUAUCAACAGCGAAAACAUCCGACAGUACCUCAGGGAGUUGACCGAACACCCCCAUCUUGCCGGGACAGAUGCAGACUACAAACAAGCCAAAGAUCUUCAGGAGUUCUGGAGAUCGGUGGGUCUGGAUGAAACCUUCAUCACGCCGUAUGAUGUACUGUUGUCUUACCCCGAAACCAAAGAUGAAAGCAAGAUGAAUCGAAUCUUUGUCUACGAUUCUGCUGGCCAAGUGGUAUGGAAGUCCGCGCUGUACGAACCGAUCUUGGACCCCAGUGAGAACAAAUCGAACGUGGUGCCGCCGUUCAAUGCUUAUUCUGCAUCGGGGGAUGUUAGCUCUACAGACUUGGUGUAUGUUAAUUACGGACGUGUUGAAGACUUCAGAUGGCUGGCUCAGAACACAGACAUUAACAUCACUGGCAAAAUCGUUCUGGCUCGUUACGGCAAGAACUUUAGGGGCGACAAGGCAUACCAAGCAGAAAUUCUUGGUGCAAAAGGAAUUAUUUUGUAUUCCGAUCCCGAGGAUUAUGCAAACAAUGGCGAAGCGACGCAAGUUUACCCACAUGGUUGGUUUCUUCCUGAGUCCGGAACGCAGAGGGGCACCAUAUUUCGUGGAUAUAUAGGGGACCCCCUGACACCUGGCUACCCAGCUACAGAAACUGCAUACAGACUGAAAGGAAAUGGCACUAACUCUGUAGUACUGCCGAAAAUUCCAUGCCAUCCUAUCGGAUAUGGAGCUGCUAAAAUUCUGUUGAGCUAUAUGAGUGGUGACCAAGUUCCGGCGAGUUGGAGAGGGGGACUGAAUAUAACGUACAGAUUCGGGGGACCGCUGAAGCAGUCUGGAUGGAAAAUAAGAAUGAGAAUCUCCACCAAAAAUACCCGGAAGAAGAUGCACAACGUGUUCGGAGUAAUUAGGGGCAGCAUUGAACCAGACAGGUAUGUGUUGCUUGGAAACCAUUUAGACGCCUGGGUGUUCGGCGCCAUUGACCCGUCUAGUGGAACAGCCGUAAUGAAAGAGGUGUCCCGAGUGAUGGGGAAUCUUGUUCAACAAAAGAAAUGGCGUCCUCGAAGAACCAUUAUAUUUUGUGGAUGGGGUGCAGAAGAAUUCAAACUCAUAGGGUCUACAGAAUGGGUUGAGCAAUACAUUAAAAAUCUUGGAAGUCGAUCAGUAGCAUACCUUAAUUUGGAUAUCGCAAGUGAAGGAAACUAUUCCAUGCGCCUGAGGGCAACACCUUUAAUGCGAUCAGUUACAUAUGCUGCAGCAAAAAAGGUACCAAACCCCGAGGAGACCGAUACAAGGUUUAAAACUGUCUAUGACAAGUGGAUGUACGCUUUUCCGAACGCUGACAAAUCUCGACCAAGAGAUUUCCGUUUGGGCCUUUUAAGUGACUAUGCCUCCUUUAUUCAGCGAGCAGGUAUACCCGUUGCCGACUUCCGGUACACUUAUAACAGGAAUGAAUUAAAGCUUCCAUCUUACCCACUCUAUCAUUCCAAGUACGAAACUUUUAAAGCUGUGGACGAGUUUAUGGACAGGGGAUUCAAGUGUCAUCGCGCAUCGGGACAGGUUUGGGCGGAAGUGGCAAGAAAUUUAGCAGACUCUCUGAUAAUUCCUUUCCAAGUCGAGGAUUAUGCCAAAACACUUAAAGAUGGCGUGGAUAACCUUGAAAACGAGUUUGGAUUAUUGAUGAAGAAAAAUGGCAUUGAAUUGGAACUGCUGUAUAAAGCCAUAAGCGUCUUUGCCGCAGAUGCUGCUGACUUUCAGGAAAGAGCAAAACACGUAGAUAAAAAGAAUCCAUUCGCCAUUAGAAGCCUUAAUGACCAACUUACGUUAAUGGAGCGGGCGUUCAUUGAUCCCGAAGGUCUACCGGGCCGACCUUUAGCUAGAAACAUCGUAUUCGCAGAUAGCAGCACAAAUGCAUACGCCGAUGCCAUCUUCCCGGGUCUUAUAGAUGGAAUGUUUGAAAUCGAAGGGAGUGCGGAUGAAGAGAGACGAUGGGAGAUUGUAAAGAAACAUUUCAGUGUGGUUAUACACACUAUAGACUCUGCAGCCUCCACGCUGCGGGAUGUAUCAGCUUUUAUGCCCUUGUGAAAUAUGAAAAUAGCAUGUAUUUAAUGAAAUUUUAACGCUUAUAUAUUUUCCUGCGAUAUAUAUUUUUGUGAUUUCAAUAAAAUAAAACACACAGAAAUUAU
Messenger RNA from Magallana angulata, 2414 nucleotides. RefSeq names its product N-acetylated-alpha-linked acidic dipeptidase 2-like. Lineage: Eukaryota; Metazoa; Mollusca; Bivalvia; Ostreida; Ostreidae. The record is from RefSeq and is a predicted model, not a curated record. The transcript is spliced from 18 exons. Gene Ontology annotation, molecular function: carboxypeptidase activity. The coding region runs from base 37 to 2313 and encodes 758 amino acids.